AUUGGAAGGAACCGCAUCCUCCAUCUGGGCGUCCUCGACGACGAGGUCGUCAUCAUCUUCUUCAUCGUCCUCCCCAGCAACAGGGAAAUAGCUCGAGACACGAGGUGCUUCCUCGUCCUCGGCCACAUUAUCUUCAGCAGUCGCGGCCCAUGUCGUCUCCCGACCUUCUUCUUCGUACCCGUCUGGCAGGAACCCGCCGGCUGUGUCCUCGUCAAAACCAGAAGUAGCAUAUGUGGGCUUGCGGAUGGUUUCUUCGGCGCGGCUCCGGCUGGCUUGGAUGAUGUGCAGGUUUCCAUCACCAACAUUGCCAUAUUCCUCCCGGAGCCUGUUUGUGAUGCGCAUCGCCAUGAGCAUUUUGCGCCACAUGGCCAGGGCUGCCGCCGUCCGCUUCGCAUCCUCUUUGCGCGCCCUCUCAGCCUCGUCCUUGGCCAACUCUUCCAUGACACGAUCGUGAUGCUCCUCUGCAAUCACGACCCCUUGGAUGACCGGAACCGCCAUCCGGUGUCCAAACUCAAAGUCGAUCACUGCUUCUGCGUAAUCCACCUCAAGUCUCCGACACACCUUGACCGCACCUCGGAAUGGGACGUGCACCGCACCCUGGGGGCACAUGUGCUCGGCAAAGAGGUCGAUGUUCCCAUAUGCGUUCUUUGGUAUGAUCCCGUCCUUGAUCGGGGGCGGAAUGAUCCAGUCCGUCUGGUCCAUGCUGUAGAGACCUUGGAGCACCUUCUGUCCAGUGGCUGCCUCGGCCGCCGCAAUGUCUCUCUUCCUGUUCAUCGUGGCCGCACGGUAGACAUUCUCUUCCGUGAACUCGCCACCUUUCCCCUUUACUUUGAAAAGCUUCACAGGCGUGGCGUCUUCCAAAAGCGCCUCUUCACGUUUCAAGUGCCUUUCGAGCACGUACUCUUUGGAUUGCUUGUAAUACUGCAGGGUCUCGUCGCCUUCCUUCACUUCCUUCUUCUCGUGCUUGGCCGGUCGCAGGUCGGUUGA
Pyricularia pennisetigena is the source of this 987-nucleotide messenger RNA. RefSeq lists its product as uncharacterized. The record is from RefSeq and is a predicted model, not a curated record. The annotation marks the transcript as partial. The transcript has 2 exons. Lineage: Eukaryota; Fungi; Ascomycota; Sordariomycetes; Magnaporthales; Pyriculariaceae.